CCGAACACACACUCUCUCUCUUCUCUCUCUCUCUCUCUCCGGCGCGAUCGAUCUGCUGCUUCGAGAACCUCCGCGGGCCAUAGCCGUUUCCGCCGGCGAUCGUCUUCUCGAACCUCCGAGGUCGUCCGCGCAGCGAAUUCCACUUCGGCGUUUUUGACCGUGCAUCUUCUCCGUGUCUCUCGGCGCUCGUCGCAUCGUCGGGGCCGCGCGCUCUCGAAGAAGAAGAAGAAGAAGAAGAAGACGCUGCCCAACUUCCUGCUGCUCGCCCCGGCGGUCGCGUCGUCGAGCGUGGAAGGAGGAGGGAGAGGAAGGAGGGGGACGGGACGAGACGGGACGGAUGGAAGAACUGUGUAAGGCUAUGGACCAGCACAUGGACCAGAUGGCGGAUCUCGUCCAGAAGAUCUCGGCCGAGCUUCGAUCCGGACUUCGUCCUGCGUACGAUAACUUCGUUGGAUUCUUCCACGCGAUUGAUUGGAAGGAACCUUGGUUAAUUGGCUUAAUCUCAUUCCAUAUAAUGUUGCUGAUAAUAGUAAUCAUCUCAAGGAAGAGUGUCAACUUCCAAAUGUGUUUAUUUCUCCUGACAUUGAGUGGCGUUUAUCUUGCUGAGAGGCUGAAUAAAUUUUUGGGAGACAACUGGAGGAGCUUUGCAACCCAGAACUAUUUUGAUCCGCAUGGACUAUUUCUGUCAACGCUCUGGUCAGGGCCCCUACUGGUUAUUGCAAUCGUGAUCUUGGUAAAUACGCUUUUUUCGUUGUGCCAUCUGAUUGUUAGGUGGAAAAAGGCUGAGCUGAGACAUAGAGCUAGGCUUUCUCGUAAUAAGCAGGACUGACUUUUUUAUUCUGCGGUAGUUACUGAGGUAAUUCGAGGCCUGAUGCAUCAGUUUCUCCUGAACUUGUUAUAUAGCUCAAGCACCCCCAAUACUUGACGUGCAUGGCUUAUGAUCAUAACAUAUGGGGAGUGAAUCUUGUAUCACAAGCCUUUCUGUCUGAGCUUCUCUUCGUGCGGAGUUAGUUAUGGUUGAAGAUUUUUAUACUUGGAUCUCAUUCGGUUUUGGAUGGUGUAACAUCAUACUUUGAAAAGUCUUGUGCUCACGUGGUGUUUCUUUUUCUGUGAUGUAAAGCAUCUCAUCUUGAUAGCUGAGCUGGAACUAUUGCACUUUGGGAAUCAUCUAAUCAGGAAAUUUGUCUCUAUCUUGAACUUAA
Molecule: messenger RNA, 1202 nt
Organism: Syzygium oleosum
Lineage: Eukaryota; Viridiplantae; Streptophyta; Magnoliopsida; Myrtales; Myrtaceae
Exons: 4
Coding region: 338-829 (163 amino acids)
Cellular component (GO): nuclear membrane
Source: RefSeq, a predicted model, not a curated record